Messenger RNA from Salarias fasciatus (jewelled blenny), 1776 nucleotides. Its product is annotated as receptor activity-modifying protein 2. NCBI's taxonomy places the organism in Eukaryota, Metazoa, Chordata, Actinopteri, Blenniiformes, Blenniidae. The transcript has 5 exons. Bases 108 to 749 code for a protein of 213 amino acids. Gene Ontology annotation, molecular function: coreceptor activity. Gene Ontology annotation, biological process: G protein-coupled receptor signaling pathway; angiogenesis; protein localization to plasma membrane. Gene Ontology annotation, cellular component: membrane; cell surface; signaling receptor complex. The record is from RefSeq and is a predicted model, not a curated record.
AAAGGGGGCUGGACUUCCUCCAGGACUUCCUCCCGGACUCUCCCGGACCCUCAGACCUGCUGCUGGGCGGCAGAUCAGAUCGUCUCUGGAGGUCCUGACGGCCCGCCAUGAUCCUCUACCUGCUGGUCCCCGCGCUCGUCCUCGGUGAUGUGGAGAUAGGAAACACCACAGAAGAAGAAGGAGCGGGUCGAUGGGGGAUGAAUCUCACCUUCAGUCCGUCCUCCAGCAACCACAGCUGGAGUCAACCGAAGAACGUGACUUGGAGUCUCCAGGAAGACCGGAGGACUGGAGCUGACGGAGAGCUGCGGGGCAACAUGACCUCUGGAGUGGUGACAGAAGACCAAGAGAGUUUCCAGGAUGAGGAGAACCUGAUCUCGGGCCAGCAUUGCCACCGGGACCUGCUGCUGGAGCACAGCAGCUUGCUCUGCGGAGGAGGGUUCCACGCGGAGAUGCUGGAGCUGAGCCCCGACGACUGGUGCGUCCUGGAAAACGUCAUCAGACCGUACAGCGAUCUGACCCUGUGCUUGGAGAACCUGUCCCAUGUCGUCGGCUGCUUCUUCCCGAACUCGGACACGCAGGACUUCUUCCUCCACAUCCACUCCAUGUACUUCCAGAACUGCCAGCAGGUGGAGGAGCAGCUGCUGGCGGACGCUCCCCACGGCGUGGUGGUCGCCCUGACGCUGGUCCCCGUCAGCCUCAUCCCCAUCCUGGUCUACGUCGUGGUCUGGAAGAGUAAAGCUGCAACCUGAACACGCUCAGCGAAUGAACGUAACGUCAUGGAGGGAUUAGUGGAGUCCUGAACAGAACGUAAACUCCAACAAACUCGUCAGAGAGGAAGAAAAACCCCAAAACACACAACACUAAACAGAAAGACAGAAAAAUGUCAAGUGAAACAUUCAUAGAAAGAUACCGAAUUUUCACAAAAACAGACUAAAUCCAGAAAAUAUAAAAAUAUACUCACAAAUUGGAUUUGGACACGAGUCACAGAACAAACACAUGAAAGAAAGAGACAAAACAAGAACGUUCACAGAUUAAUAUAUAAUAAAUCAUACCUCAAAGUGACACAAAAACACCAGUCACUAAAUAUCAAGGUGUUGACAACAGGAACCGUGUGGUGUGAAAUAAAAAGCCAGGAAAUAACAUUCAAACCUCACUCAAAGAGACAUUCAUACAGUUAGCUGAAAAUUAGUGGUAAAUCACCAAAAAUAACUUAAAACCCCCUCAAAGUCGCACAGAAUCACUGUAAACCCACAAAAACAUCAGAUGCAACGUGAUGAUUUGAUACUGCAGGAAUUCCUGUUUCCACUAGAGGACUCAUACUUUAUCCUCUGCCCCCAGUAGGAGCAGUUUAUCCAUUUUAACCCCCCAACAACAUUCUCUGAAUGAAAAGACAUUUUCUUAAUAAGAAGUCUUUCAUUUCUUUUUAUUUUCAUCAAUUGUUUUUAUUUUCAAGCAAUAAAACUCACAUGUCCAACGCGGCAAGUUUCAGCUUAAAGGAUGUCGGUUGUCAGUUUCUUGGACGACUUCUUGUAUUUCAUACAGUCACAAUGAACCAGACCCAGUUAUUACAAAGCGCUUGCACCGUAUUUCUUGUUUUUUAUUUGAAAACCUGCAGUCUGUCUCAUAACGGCUCACGAUCAUCAGCUUGAAGAAGCUCACAGUGUUCACUGCUGAUCUUCAGAAAUCAGGUGCAGAAAUUACAUUUUCUCUACGGUCGACGAUGUGCUGAUCCUUGUUUUUUUAAUGUUGUUUUAAUAAACGAAGCUGUAAAAUAUC